AGCUUUGUUAACGGACCCCCGACCCACCCAAGACCCAACCUUCUCUCCCUACUUUAUCUUCUUCUCAAUUUCAUUUGCCAUUUACUCCUUCGUCGUGCCCAAAUUUUUUAGGGUUUAAGCGGCUCAGGAUUUCACUUCUCAACCUGAGCAGGAACAGAUGGCAUCAACAACAGCUCAGAUUCACCCUCUUGGAGGCAAACCUUUUGCUUCAACUAUCAAGUUCCCCAAAACAGUCUUAUUCGGCCAAGGUUUAAGGAAUUCUGUUUCCUUUUCACAACAAAUAUUAUUUGCAAAACUUAACAGGAGUAGAAGAAAUCGUAGCAAUGGUCCUCUUAGAGUCGUCGCUGAGAAAGUUGUGGGAAUCGAUCUCGGAACUACCAACUCUGCUGUUGGUGCUAUGGAAGGUGGGAAGCCUGUCAUCGUUACCAACGCCGAGGGGCAGAGGACGACGCCAUCGGUUGUGGCGUACACGAAGAACGGAGAUAGGUUGGUUGGACAGAUUGCUAAGAGGCAGGCCGUUGUGAAUCCUGAAAACACCUUCUUCUCAGUGAAGAGAUUUAUCGGGAGGAAGAUGUCGGAGGUGGACGAGGAGUCUAAGCAGAUUUCGUAUACGGUGGUGCGUGACGAGAACGGAAACGUUAAGCUUGAUUGUCCUGCUAUUGGAAAACAGUUUGCUGCAGAAGAAAUUUCAGCACAGGUAUUGAGAAAGCUUGUGGACGAUGCUUCAAAAUUUCUGAAUGAUAAGGUCACAAAAGCUGUUGUAACAGUUCCUGCUUAUUUCAAUGAUUCCCAAAGAACAGCAACAAAAGAUGCAGGUCGCAUUGCUGGCCUUGAAGUUCUUCGUAUUAUCAAUGAGCCUACAGCUGCAUCACUAGCUUAUGGUUUUGAAAGGAAAAACAAUGAAACCAUAUUAGUGUUUGACCUUGGAGGUGGUACUUUCGAUGUUUCAGUUCUUGAGGUUGGUGAUGGAGUUUUUGAGGUGCUUUCUACUUCUGGAGACACACAUCUUGGUGGUGAUGAUUUUGAUAAGAGAAUAGUUGAUUGGCUUGCUGCAAGCUUCAAGAAAGAUGAAGGCAUAGAUCUACUAAAGGACAAGCAAGCCCUGCAGCGUUUGACUGAGACAGCUGAAAAGGCUAAGAUGGAACUUUCAACUUUGACACAGGCAAAUAUCAGCUUGCCUUUCAUUACAGCCACAGCUGAUGGCCCUAAACACAUUGAUACCACUCUUACAAGAGCAAAGUUUGAAGAACUAUGCUCAGAUCUACUGGAUAGGCUUAAAACUCCAGUUGAAAAUUCAUUGAGAGAUGCAAAGCUAUCUUUCAAGGAUCUUGAUGAAGUCAUACUUGUUGGUGGCUCAACACGAAUUCCAUCUGUCCAAGAAGUCGUUAAGAGCUUAACUGGAAAAGAACCAAAUGUUACUGUCAAUCCUGAUGAAGUUGUUGCCUUGGGAGCUGCAGUUCAGGCUGGUGUUUUGGCGGGAGAUGUGAGUGAUAUUGUGCUACUUGAUGUGACACCACUAUCGAUUGGAUUAGAGACCCUUGGUGGUGUGAUGACAAAGAUCAUACCAAGAAACACAACUCUCCCGAGUUCAAAAUCAGAGGUGUUCUCAACAGCUGCUGAUGGCCAAACAAGUGUUGAAAUCAAUGUUCUUCAAGGCGAGAGAGAAUUCGUUAGAGACAACAAGUCUCUUGGAAGCUUCCGGUUGGAUGGAAUUCCUCCUGCUCCACGUGGGGUCCCACAAAUUGAAGUCAAGUUUGACAUUGAUGCAAAUGGUAUUUUGUCUGUCACUGCAAUCGAAAAAGGCACAGGAAAGAAGCAAGAUAUCACCAUUACUGGUGCUAGCACACUCCCUGAUGAUGAGGUAAAAAGAAUGGUGAAUGAAGCUGAGAAGUUUGCGAAAGAAGACAAGGAAAAAAGAGAAGCCAUAGAUACAAAGAACCAAGCUGAUUCAGUGGUUUACCAGACAGAGAAACAGCUGAAAGAAUUGGGAGAGAAGGUUCCUGCUCCAGUGAAAGAGAAGGUGGAGGAGAAGCUUGGGCUGCUGAAGGAGGCCAUUUCGGGUGGGUCAACACAGACCAUAAAAGAUGCCAUGGCUGCCCUAAACCAAGAAGUUAUGCAGCUCGGGCAGUCACUUUACAACCAGCCUGGUGCAGGUGCACCAGGGCCUGGUGACGCCCCAGGUUCUGAGGGUUCAGAAGCAUCGGGUAAGGGUCCUACUUCUGCUUCUGAAGGAGAUGUUAUUGAUGCAGAUUUCACUGACAGCAAGUGAAGUGAGUCAUGUGAUUGAUUUUUGAUUGUUAAAAGUUGUGUAUAAGGGAUUUUCUAUUUUUGGAUCUACGAUGAUUAUGGUGUUUUAGAGUUGAAAAGAGAUAGAGAAAGAAUUGAAAUUUUCCUUGCUAUAUCUAUACGUAGAAGGAAGUAUAAUAAGUGUUGGCAUAUUGAAUUUUUGAGAAUGGAGC
Messenger RNA from Lactuca virosa, 2459 nucleotides. Lineage: Eukaryota; Viridiplantae; Streptophyta; Magnoliopsida; Asterales; Asteraceae. The record is from the annotation of a GenBank genome assembly.